UGGAUUAUUCACCUCAAAAGCGUGAAAACAUAAACUAAAAAUUUUCUUUCUUUCUUCUCACUGUUUUUAAAUAAAAAAAAAUUCAUGACUGAUCACUUGCUCAUCAUUUAUAUAUACAAAAGAUUUGUAGAAGAAUUCUCACUCAGAAAAAAAUCUAACAACAUGGCUAAAACAUGGAUGUGCCUUUGCUUCCUCAUCUUCUUCUACCUCUCGUCAGAAAUAAACUUUAUCAAAGUCAACGCAGAGAUGAAGACAUGGUGUGUGGCUAAACCUUCUUCGGACCAAGCAGCACUUCUAGAUAACAUAAACUACGCAUGUUCUCAUGUUGAUUGUCGCGUUAUAUCGAGUGGAUGUCCAUGUUACUCCCCCGGUAAUCUCAUAAACCAUGCUUCUGUCGCCAUGAAUCUUUACUACCAAGCUCAUGGAAGGAACUAUUGGAACUGCAACUUCAAGAACUCUGGACUCAUUGUCAUAACUAAUCCAAGCUAUGGAAACUGCUACUAUGACUACAAAUGAGCAAAAAGAUAAGACUUCAUACGUCUUUGUUACAAGAAAUCAAAGGAGCAUGUUUUACGAGUUUUAGUUUUAAGUUUUAUUUUUUGAUACUUCCAGUGUUAAAUGUUUAGUUCUUGAAACUUUAUAUAGUAUGCAAGUACACUUAAUUAUAAGGUCAAGAAAGAGAGCUAAAUAAGUUCUCCUACUUUAAUCAUUAGCUAAAUCUAUUUGAUCACCCA
This is a messenger RNA of Raphanus sativus (radish), 734 nucleotides long. RefSeq names its product glucan endo-1,3-beta-glucosidase. Lineage: Eukaryota; Viridiplantae; Streptophyta; Magnoliopsida; Brassicales; Brassicaceae. The transcript has 4 exons. The record is from RefSeq and is a predicted model, not a curated record. Bases 85 to 516 code for a protein of 143 amino acids.